Molecule: messenger RNA, 1791 nt
Organism: Pipistrellus nathusii (Nathusius's pipistrelle)
Lineage: Eukaryota; Metazoa; Chordata; Mammalia; Chiroptera; Vespertilionidae
Source: the annotation of a GenBank genome assembly
AUGGUGGAGGGACCGGGGUGCAGGCUGAGCGGAGAGAGAAUCCGGGCGCGGGUGCGGGCGGGCCAGGCCGUGCGGGCCGUGCGGGGCGGCGCCCUGCGGGGCCCGGGCCCGCCCCCCGCCGCCCCGGCCGCCGCGCCUUCCCAGGCUGCCGCACAGAACAGGGACGGCGACCCCGGCGGGCUGCUGAGAGGACAUGCGUACAGCGGCGUGGAGACUCUGGGGAAGGAGCUCUUUCUGUUCUUCGGGCCGAAAGCUCUGCGGAUCCAUUUUGGAAUGAAAGGCUACGUCAGGAUCAACCCACCUGAGUGUGAAAGUAAAAAUGGAGUUUCUCCGGUGCUGGAAGUACAGCUCAGCGAGGAUCGGAUUUGCUUCUUUGACUCGUCCGUAGAACUCAGAGACUCAGCGGAGAGCCAGCGGAGGGUCAGGAUGAUGGGGGAGUUAGACGUGUGCUCGCCCAAGUUUAACUUCCCGCGAGCCGAGAGGGAAGUGCGGAAGCAGCGGGGACGGAUGCUCUGUGACGUGGUCAUGGACCAGCGGGUGCUGCCUGGGGUUGGCAACAUCAUCAGGAACGAAGCUCUCUGCGACAGCGGCCUCCACCCCGCACUCAGGGUUUGUCAGUUAACAGAAGAACAGAUCCAACGCCUAGUGAAAAUGAUACGUGACUUCAGCCUUCUUUUCUACAGGUGCCGUAAGGCAGGACUGGCCGUCUCCAAACACUAUAAGGUCUACGGGCGUCCUCACUGUGGCCGCUGCCGCAGCAGAAUAACCGUGUGUCGCUUGGGAGAGAACAGCAGGAUGACGUACUUCUGUCCGCACUGCCAGCCAGAAGAUGCUCACCGUGCCGACGGAGGCCAGCUGCCAACGAGAAACACGGCCGUCGGCCCGACGCCCCAUGGGGACCGUCUUGGGGACCACGUGGCCAGGAGGUGGGAAGAGGCCUGGGCGUGCGGGGCCUGCACCCUGAUCAACAUGCCUUCUGCCCAGGCCUGUGAUGCCUGCCUCGCGCCCAGGCCUGCUGGGUCCAGGCUGGAGAGCAAGGACAGCCCCGCUGCCCUGAGCGACGUUGUGAGGUACCCCUGCAGCAGCUUCGGGAAGCCCAGCUCGGAGGUGAGGAUCAACAGGAAGACGGCCUUUGGCACCACAACCCUGAUCCUGACGGAUCUCAGCCAGAAACCCAGGCCUCCGGGAAGAGAGAGAAGCCCAGACAGGCUGCUCGGUGGGGAGCUGCAAAGCCCUCUUUCCACUAACGUUCCUCUCCGGGACACGCCUCGCCCCUCCGAGGAGACAGCCGACAGCAUGGCUCAACCACCCAGCACGGCCAGCCCGCUGGCAUUCCCCGCCAUCUCUGCCUUACACAGACCCGCCUGCAAAAGACUGAAAACCGCCCACGGCUCCUCGCCAGCCUCCGGGAGUCGCCACCCUGCACUUUCUAAUGGAGAACCUCAGAUGGACACGACGGGUGGUGCUUGUGCGUCCAUGGCUCCCGCCCCUCGCUGCAGUCAGCACCGCCGCCUCUGCGUCCUCCGGGUCGUGAGCAAGGACGGCGAGAACAAGGGCAGGCCCUUCUACACGUGUCCUCUCCCCAGGGAAGCGCAGUGCGGGUUUUUCGAAUGGGCAGACCUGUCCUUCCCGUUCUGUGACCACGGCAAACGCUCCAUCCUGAGGACAGUGCUGAAGAUGGGCCCCAACAACGGGAAGCGGUUUUUCGUGUGUCCUCUUGGUAAAGAAACUCAGUGCCGUUUCUUCCAGUGGGCGGCCCGGGCCCGGAGUGAGCACUGCUCCAGGCGCUAA